AUGGGCAUCUUCGCGUGGAAGCUGCCCUGGCUGGCGAUGCGCGUCCAGCGCCAUGGCCCUCCGACCCUCGCCGCAGCUCCCGUGUCGGAGCAGUGUUGGUCAGUGCAGGGAUACGAGGCAAACCGCCAGUACUUCGCGACGAACAAGGCCGCAAAUCAGCGGGACCUGACCCGCAGUUCCGGCCGCUCUUCCUGCCAGGCGGCUCCUGGGCGAGCCUGGAGAGCCGAGCCCCGCCGCCCGGCGCCCUGCAGGUGUGCGGCGCCGGAGGCCACGCCCGCCGCGCCGCCGGCGGAGCCCCCGAGCGGGCCGCCCCCGAAGGGGCCGAGCUCGGAGGCGGACGCCGGCUGCAGUGUCCCCAGCUCCUACGUCACCACCGCGCCCGGAGGGCAGGGUGAGCUGGGGGCCCAGCGCGUCGCAGCAGGCCAGCUGCCUGUCGUGCCUGCGGUGGACGACAACCAGUGGUGGUCGCUCGAGGAGGAGCGGCAGAAGCUCUUGAUGGAGUUGGCGUCAGUGCAGGAGAGCCGGCGCGCUCUGGCCACCUCGCUCCAGACCGCCCCAGCCCAGCCGGUGCCCGGACCUCGCUGA
Messenger RNA from Prorocentrum cordatum, 585 nucleotides. NCBI's taxonomy places the organism in Eukaryota, Dinophyceae, Prorocentrales, Prorocentraceae. The record is from the annotation of a GenBank genome assembly.